AUGCUGCAUAGCUUCAAGACCAGGAAAGUAAAAAUUGGUCUUAUGGCCAUUAAAUUAGACCUCCAAAAAGCCUACGACAAGGUCAACUGGAAGUUCAUCCAAUCUGUCCUUAGUCGCUUUGGGUUCAGGGAUAUUUUCAUCAGUUGGAUCACAGCAUGUCUCUCAUCUGUGUCUUUUGAAGUCAUCGUAAAUGGGGGCAAAUCAGAACAAUUCAAACCGAGUAGAGGGUUGCGUCAAGGGGACCCUUUAUCAUCAUAUCUUUUCAUCUUGGGCCAAGAGGUUUUAUCCAGAAUACUAGAUCAUGAGCUUGCAGCCAAUAACAUAAGCGGGUUUAAAGCUAGCAUAAGAAGCCCAGCAAUCACCCAUGUCAUGUAUGCGGAUGAUAUAAUGCUUUUUGCGAAGGUGAACAAGAAGGAGGCAGUAAAUAUUAAUCAGUGUAUCAAAAAAUACUGCUCCUGGUCAAGUCAGCAGCUAAAUAGGGGCAAAUCCGGUGUGUUUUUCUCAAAAAACACCCCAUCUCAAAGCCGCAGGCUGGUUAAAAGCGUGCUCCAUAUGAAAAGUCCGAAGAAGGAUGCAAUAUAUUUAGGAGCCCCUCUACAUCUAUCUAAUUCCCCCUCCAAGGACUUCAAGUUCCUUCUUGACAAACUUGAAUCAAGGCUUUCUGGAUGGAGGAGUAAGUGCUUAUCAUGGGCAGGUAGGAGCACUCUCAUCAAAUCAGUUGCCCAAGCAAUCCCCAACUACACUCUGUCUUCUUUUAAUGUGCCUAACAUAAUAUGUGAUAAAAUGGAUGCUAUAACCAGAAGAUUUUGGUGGAAGCCUAAGGAGAAAGAAGGGAAGUAUCUAGCUUGGAAAGCUUGGGAUAAAUUGUGCCAACCCAUCAAGAAUGGUGGUUUAGGAUUCAGAAAAGUAAAGGAUUUCAACACUGCGUUACUUUCUAAACUCGCAUGGAUGAUAGCAUCUAAAAGAGACAGCUUAUGCAUGCAGAUUCUUCGAUCCAAGUACAAAGUCAAAUCUGAUUAG
Messenger RNA from Quercus lobata, 1020 nucleotides. RefSeq lists its product as uncharacterized. The record is from RefSeq and is a predicted model, not a curated record. Bases 1 to 1020 code for a protein of 339 amino acids. NCBI's taxonomy places the organism in Eukaryota, Viridiplantae, Streptophyta, Magnoliopsida, Fagales, Fagaceae. The transcript has a single exon.